AGCCCAACCCACCAAUCCGCGCACCGCCAAAGCCCGAACCAUCCGUCCCCCUCCGGCGCCGACCCACCACCGUCGCUCGCCAUGGAGCCCGCGGAGAUGGACCGCAUCGCCGCCCGGCUCUCCGCCGUGGAUGGCCUCUACUUCCCCACGGCCUUCCUCCGCGCCUCGCCGCCGCCGCCGGCGCGCAAGUCGGCCCUCCUCGACCUCCUCUCCCGCGACGCCCCGCUCUUCCUCGAGCGGUACGGCGCCGCGCUGCGCCCGGACGAGCUGGCCCCCUUCGACGCGCUCCGGGACGACUACGAGGUGGGGUGGCACCUCCGCCGCGUCCGCGCCGCGGCCGCCGGGGAGACCCCCGCCCCCGCGCGCGUGCGCAACCGGCGCCGCGCCUACCUCCACCGCCUGGUGACCCAGGGGGACUACUUCUCCGAGGAGGCGAUGCGGGAGCGGGAGCCGUACCUGCACCACGAGUACCUCGGCAGGUUCCAGGACCCCUUCGGGCGGGCCAUGGUGCGGCCCGGGGAGAAGUUCUCCGAGACGCUGAUGCGGCGGGCAGAGGAGGCCGUCAUCGUGGAGAAGAUCCGCGGGGAGCAGAUCAGGAGGGGUGUUGACCCCAGCGAGUGGGUCGGCGGUCCCGUUGAGCGACCGGUGAUGGGGCAGGAGGAGGAGGAGGAGGAGGAGGAGGAGGAGGAGGAAGAGGAAGAGGAAGAAGAGGAUGAAGAGAACAUCGGCAUGGAGGAGAACACCGAGAAUCUUAGUUCGACUGAGGUGGUUGCACACGACGAUAACGGUGGUUGCCCCAACGAGACUGCAGCCCCCCCUGCAGGGACUUUCAAGCCAAUAUUAUCCCCUGAGGAGAUGGAGGAUCAGCUGGAGCAGUUCACCUCGGUGAUGCAGGAGAAGUUCCUGUCAGGCCAGGACUCGGAGCACAUGGAUUACCCCCAGAUCGACAACGACGAGAUGCUGGACGACCACUGGUCCAGGGAGGCCAACUACGACGCAGAGGACAAGUACUUCAACGAAGAUUAGGACGGUCGAGAACGUAGUCUGCUGCUAUUUAAGUUGCAAUACUCGGUAAGUUGGGGUCAGCCAUGUUUGUUUCUCGGCGGAGUUUGAUACUUUUCAGUCUUGGUUUCACCCUUCGUGCUGUUAGUUUCUCCUUGUCAAAAUGUAGGUCAAGUGCUCCUCCAUGAGCUGAAGGUUGCAUGUAGCAGUAUGAGGGCAAACACCACGUUGUAGUGCCGCUCCACCUGCAGCAGGCUGAACCUGGACACCGGCAACACCUCCAAUAUAGUACUUCCUCCAUUCGGAAUUACUUGUCACAGAAAUGAAUGUAUUUAGACGUAUUUUAGUUUUAGAUACAUCCAUUUCCGAAACAAAUAAUUCCGAACGGAGGGAGUAGUAUGAUUAGGACACAACUUACACACGUGAGGGAGGUGCGACGAGCUCUACGAAGGGUAAUAUACGGGUUAUGGAGCUGCUGCAUUUUUGACCUUUCUCCGCAUCGUUCUCAGUGGAGCUUUGGUUUGAUACCUUGGCGGUGCUUUUUGUCCGCGUCACGCGUCAUUUCUCCCCCCUCUUGUGUUGCAGUCUUACUUCACUUUCUUUCUUUCUUUCUUUCUUCAGCGCCGGCAAGCAUUCCACACCGUUUACCGUUUGAGUCCCCGUGUUAUGCUUGGGCACGUUGUGCUAUGACCUCACUGCCCGUGUGCUGGACCAAGACAUGGCUUUCAUUGUACAGUAUAAAUAAAGCUUGCUUAAGCAUGCUGCAUUGCUGCA
Messenger RNA from Triticum aestivum (bread wheat), 1776 nucleotides. RefSeq names its product coiled-coil domain-containing protein 97. The transcript is spliced from 2 exons. NCBI's taxonomy places the organism in Eukaryota, Viridiplantae, Streptophyta, Magnoliopsida, Poales, Poaceae. The record is from RefSeq and is a predicted model, not a curated record. Bases 82 to 1026 code for a protein of 314 amino acids.